GGCCGGGCCCGGCUCUGCUCUCCGCGGAGCACCCAGGCCGCAGAGGGCCUUGCGCGGCGAAACCAGGCGCCGUCCCGCGCGGUCCUCAGCUGCAGGGCCGCGGGCGGGCCAAGCCGGAUACCCCAGUCUUGGCAGUCCUCCGAGGCUCACAGAGUGCCUCUGCGGAGCCCCGCCACGCGCAGGCAGGGUGGCCACUGCUGUGGGUGUGGAGGUGCCUGACAAGAUGAAGUGCCGAAUCCCAGUGGUGCUCCUUGCCUGUGGCUCCUUCAAUCCCAUCACCAACAUGCACCUGCGCUUGUUUGAGGUGGCCAGAGACCACCUGCACCAAACAGGAAUGUACAAGGUGAUCGGGGGCAUCAUCUCUCCCGUCAACGACAACUACAGAAAGAAAGACCUCGCGGCUGCCCACCACCGGGUGGCAAUGGUCCGACUGGCCCUGCAGACAUCCGACUGGAUCCGGGUGGACCCCUGGGAGAGUGAGCAGGUGCAGUGGAUGGAGACGGUGAAGGUGCUGAGGCAUCAUCACAGAGAACUGCUCAGAUCUCUGCCCCAGACGGAAGGCCCGGAGCACGGCAGGGCUCGCUCGUCAGCCCCCACAGCUGUGCCUGAGCUGAAGCUCCUCUGCGGGGCAGACUUCCUGAAGAGCUUCCAGACCCCCAACCUCUGGAAAGACGCACAUAUCCAGGAAAUAGUGGAGAAGUUUGGCAUGGUGUGUGUGAGCAGGACGGGUCACAACCCAAAGGAAUACAUCUCAGCUUCAGCCAUCCUGCAGAGGUACCAGCACAACAUUCACUUGGUCAGGGAGCCCGUGCAGAAUGAGCUCAGCUCCACGUAUAUCAGGAGGGCGUUGAGCCAAGGGCAGAGCGUCAAAUACCUGCUCCCAGACGCCGUCAUCACCUACAUCAAGGAGCACAACCUCUACGCAGGGGACAGUUCCUAGAAAGACAACAGCACCCAGAGAAAUGAAGGAACGACAGGCUGGGGAGACCCAGCCACUCUUCCACGAGCUCCUCCUCAGUGAAGAGCAGCUAAGGUCUUCGGUUUCUUUGUUUUUUGUAGUUUUUUUGUUUUUUGUUUUUUGCUUUUCCAUUUUUCCUUUGUUUUAUAUAGACAACGAUUUUAUUUCAGAGGGGUCUUCUUUCCCAGGAUGAGAUACCUUCUUUUGGGAGGAACAGGCAUCUACACAAGAAUGGACAUUUAUCGAAGAAGCUAAAAUGGUGCAACAGGCCAUUAGGGCUAGACAAAAACUCUCGGAACUGCCCGGUGCAAGGCCUUCUUAUUUGGUAAACGCUGAUUGUGCCAUGCGCGCUGAAGGUGGUUCUGCAAGAGGCGCGGGCCCCUGAGGGUCAGAUCAGAAUGGCCCACGCACGUUUGUUAACUAGGACCAGGUGCAGCCUGCUGGUCUUGAUUGGAGAGACUUGACAGGAUGCUAAUUACCAAACGGUGGGCUCUGUCAACGCCUUGUUGCAACAAAAUACUGCUAAUUGAGGAGUCAAGCAUUUGGAAACAGCACUUUGCCCAUUUACUUUGAAUCUUCCCUUAAGAACCACUGUCUGCCUGCCCAGACUGUAGAUAAAAUUUAAACUAAAAUCUUUCUAAGUAGUGACGCUCAAACAAUAUUUUUGAUACGGCAGAUAUCAAAAUAUCUUUUUAACAGGACUUUUUAAAUAAAUGCCAGGACUCCUGAUUUCCAAAUUUCCAAAAAGGAACGGAGGUAAAACAGAUGCCUUGACUAUUUUAAAAGAUCUUUUUGAAUGUUUUAUGACUACCUGCCUAUUUGAAUACUGGUAAAGGGAUAAAUAAUAAAUUGACAUCAAAAAUA
This is a messenger RNA of Hyaena hyaena (striped hyena), 1822 nucleotides long. RefSeq names its product nicotinamide nucleotide adenylyltransferase 3 (gene NMNAT3). The record is from RefSeq and is a predicted model, not a curated record. Lineage: Eukaryota; Metazoa; Chordata; Mammalia; Carnivora; Hyaenidae. The transcript has 5 exons. Gene Ontology annotation, biological process: NAD+ biosynthetic process. Gene Ontology annotation, cellular component: mitochondrion. Gene Ontology annotation, molecular function: nicotinamide-nucleotide adenylyltransferase activity; nicotinate-nucleotide adenylyltransferase activity. Bases 224 to 940 code for a protein of 238 amino acids.